GCCGGCGUGGGUAGCGAGGCCGGCUGUGCAUGACAUGAUCUUGUGUGUGCGUGCGACCUGAUGGCCGACCGACUUGCUGGUGGGAAGGGAACUGUCAAUACGGGUCGGAACGUGUGAAGAAGAUCCAUCCAAUCCAGUCCAUGCAUCCCCAGGAGACAAAUCCCAUGCUCAAGCUUAGUUCCAUGGAGGCACAGAUCCAUCUACAGGACAGCCUGACCACUCACACAACAGCAACUGGCCCAGCUAAGGGAACCAACUCCCCUCGGCACUCAUUCACUCGACAGGUUUUGGUUUGGGCAGUCCCACCUUCCACCCGAGCAUCUUCUUGCGUCCACCGACCGGUAUCGGCACCUCCUGCUUGGGCGGCAUCUCCGAGGGGUAGCCCUUCCCGUUGCGCUGCUCAGCCAGCUCAUGCGACACCAUCUCCACCUGCUGAACCAACCGGUGCCAUUUCUCUGGCAUCCCUACAGCCGUACACACACACACACACACACACACACAACACACCGCACUUGUCUGCCUGACCAGCUCCCUGCCUCUCUGUCGGCCUGUCUGUCUGUCUGGCUGGCUGACCGUCUUUGAGUUCGUCCAGCAGCGUCUGGACUUUGUCGUAGUCCCUGGCCUGCAGGGCCUGCUUAGCGUCCCGCACGCCGCGGGUCAUGAAGCUGCGCAGCUUCUCGGUCAGCUCGUGCGUCUGCUCGAGCAGACCCGACACAUAAAUGACGUUAGGCAGAGGAGGCAGCGAACCUUUGGGAACCUGCAAUCAUCACAACCACACGGCAAUCUUGUGUCAGUGAAUUCGUACGCGGCCUCAUCUCACCUUGUUCAUCUGUGGACGUCAGCGGCCUCACAGAAGAUAAUGGACACCGAGACUACGUCCUGCGCACACUGCAAAGCGAUGGCAGCAGAAAGGUGGGGAUGAAAGAUGAGUCGGGAUCACUGGAUCUCUUUCUCAUUUCCGCUUUUACUUGUAGCGUGGCGUCAGACAAGCCACCUGUUAUGGCCUUCGAGGCCAAAGGGCGUUGGAG
This is a messenger RNA of Vitrella brassicaformis, 1028 nucleotides long. NCBI's taxonomy places the organism in Eukaryota, Vitrellaceae. The record is from the annotation of a GenBank genome assembly.